Messenger RNA from Leopardus geoffroyi (Geoffroy's cat), 2451 nucleotides. It is a transcript of the gene EYA2, whose product is annotated as EYA transcriptional coactivator and phosphatase 2. Gene Ontology annotation, cellular component: nucleus. The record is from RefSeq and is a predicted model, not a curated record. Gene Ontology annotation, biological process: cell differentiation; positive regulation of DNA repair; multicellular organism development. Gene Ontology annotation, molecular function: protein tyrosine phosphatase activity. NCBI's taxonomy places the organism in Eukaryota, Metazoa, Chordata, Mammalia, Carnivora, Felidae. Bases 136 to 1752 code for a protein of 538 amino acids. The transcript is spliced from 16 exons.
CGGCCGCGGCAGCCCAGGAGGCGGAGGCAGCGGCGGCGGCGGAGCAGCACCGUGCCCGGCGCAGUCAGCCCGGCCGCGUCGGACCCGCGCCCGCCCGCGCCGGGGCGCCCUCUCCACUGCGCGCGGUACAAGGAAAUGCUAGAUCUGGUGAUCUCACCCAGCCUCACUGUAAACAGCGAUUGUCCGGGUAAACUGAAGCUUAGCCGCACCGACGCCGAUGUCUGGACUCUGAGUGACAUAGAAGGCGUCACCGCAUCGGCCCCUCCGAGCGUGUCUCCGCUCUUCGCAAGAUCUUGUCCACGUGUCCUGCACAGCCAGCCUCCCACGGCCAUGGCAGCCUACGGCCAGACACAGUACAGUGCAGGGGUCCAGCCAGCUGCCCCUUAUACCACUUACCCACCUCCGGCACAAGCCUAUGGAAUCCCUUCUUACAGUAUCAAGACAGAAGACAGCCUGAACCAUUCCCCCAGCCAGAGUGGAUUCCUCAGCUACGGCUCCAGCUUCAGCACCCCACCCACUGGACAGAGCCCGUACACCUACCAGAUGCACGGCGCAGCGGGGAUCUAUCAAGGAGCAAACGGGCUGACCAACGCGGCUGGAUUCGGAAGUGUGCACCAGGACUAUCCUUCCUACCCUGGCUUCCCUCAGGGCCAGUAUUCCCAGUAUUACAGCUCGUCCUACAGCCCUCCUUAUGUCCCGGCCAGCAGCAUCGGCCCUUCCCCACUCUCCACGUCUACCUACGUCCUCCAGGAGGCACCGCACAGCGCCCCCAGCCAGAGUUCCGAGUUGCUUGGCGGCGAAUACAACACACACAACGGGCCUUCCACGCCGGCAAAGGAGGGAGACGCCGACAGGCCGCACCGGGCCUCCGACGGGAAGCUCCGAGGCCGGUCGAAGCGGAGCAGCGACCCCUCCCCAGCGGGGGACAGUGAGAUCGAGCGUGUGUUCGUGUGGGAUUUGGAUGAAACGAUAAUUAUUUUUCACUCCUUACUCACCGGGACUUUUGCAUCCAGAUACGGGAAGGACACCACGACGUCUGUGCGCAUCGGCCUGAUGAUGGAAGAAAUGAUCUUCAACCUUGCAGAUACCCACCUGUUCUUCAACGACCUGGAGGAUUGUGACCAGAUCCACGUUGACGACGUCUCAUCCGAUGACAACGGGCAAGAUUUAAGCACGUACAACUUCUCCGCCGACGGCUUCCACAGCUCGGCCCCGGGAGCCAACCUGUGCCUGGGCUCUGGCGUCCACGGCGGCGUGGACUGGAUGAGGAAGCUGGCCUUCCGCUACCGGCGGGUGAAGGAGAUGUACAACACGUACAAGAACAACGUCGGUGGCUUGAUAGGAGCUCCCAAAAGAGAGACUUGGCUACAGCUCAGAGCCGAGCUGGAGGCUCUGACUGACCUCUGGCUGACCCACUCUCUAAAGGCGCUCAACCUCAUCAAUUCCCGGCCCAAUUGUGUCAACGUGCUGGUCACCACCACUCAACUAAUUCCUGCCCUGGCCAAAGUCCUGCUGUAUGGACUGGGCUCCGUGUUUCCUAUUGAGAACAUCUACAGUGCAACCAAGACAGGGAAGGAGAGCUGUUUCGAGAGGAUAAUGCAGAGAUUCGGCAGAAAAGCCGUCUACAUCGUGAUCGGUGACGGCGUCGAGGAGGAGCAGGGGGCAAAAAAGCACAACAUGCCCUUCUGGCGGAUAUCCUGCCACGCCGACCUGGAGGCGCUGCGGCACGCCCUGGAGCUGGAGUAUCUAUAGCAGGACCCCCGGCCUCGCCACCCGCCACCCCGGGUGCCUCCCACCCACCCGGGGCCCUCGCCUCCCCCGCCUCCUCGCCAGAUGCCGGACCCCCGGGCCGAGGGGACGUGCCUGGCGACCAUCUCAGAAGCCGUCCUUGCAGUCCACGUGGGUCCUGAGACGCUGAGUGCCCGGCAGGGGCUUCGGGAUAUUUAACUUUGGAGGAAAGGGCUGGCUGGGAGUCCGGGCUUUUCCACAAGACUCAACGGAACAAAAGCGACUUAUUGCUGAUUCGGGGGAGGGCUGGCGGUGAGGAGGGGGACGGGCUUGGGUUUUACUCUUCCUUUUUAAUUUAUGGACUGAUCUCACUACUCCGGUAUUACGCUCUCGUGCCUGUGUUGUCGGUUUUCUUAGUCGUUGGCUGGGCUUGGUUUUCUAAACUGGCAUGCGGAGCCGUGCAGCUCUAGCUGAAGCACUCUCGGCUCCAAGUUGUGCUUUGGGGGGACAAUCAUUCCUUGAACCAUUGGUGAGGGAGGCGAUUCGGGGCUGAUGGGAAGACGGUUGCUUAUCUUUGUUUUUAAGGACCUAACCUGACGUCAUGUGGACAGUGCACGUGCCUUAUGCUGCCAUCUUGUUUUCUAGGGGGAGGGGACCCUGGGGAGGCGGCGGUACUUUGUGACGGAUAAAAGGCAUUAAAUAAACCCACGUUUACAUUUUGAA